UCGUACUUGGGACAUUCGGUCUAUAUUACAUAGCUGACACUGGCAGCGUCCUAGUCAUCAAAGCCUACUACAACAGCAAUCCUGAGAUUCACUUUCACUGCUAUAUAACCUGACGAGAUGAUAAUCGUCGACGACGAUAAGAAGCGCCCAUUGCCUGAACUGCCCACUGAAGGGUACUCAAGCUCAAGCGGACCGAGUACGAGUGCUGCCUCGACUGCAGGGGACAGUACCGUAGCAUCGAGCAACUGGGCUGAUCCUCCGCCUUAUACGCCCUCUGACCCCGCUUCAUCAACCAUCAUGAGCGGCACAACGACAACGACCAACUCUGAAGCUGGUUACCCUGAUCCUGAAGAACCUCUAGUCGUUCCACACGACCCAACGGUGGACAUUCUCUCUGGUGACCCAAUCCCUUACUCCUCUGGUCCAUCCGUUCCUCCACAAGAGGAGAUCCCAGACCUUCCUCACCAAAACCGUCUGCGGAUCCACCGUGCCUACCAGCCGAUCAGCGAAACACUCGUUAUCGACCCCUCCCUCCCCUCGCCGCCUGGGACAGCGCAGAAGAACUUGGAGCUGAGCAGCACGAGCGCACCUGUCCUCGCGCGCGUCUACGUCCUUGAUUGUCGGGAUCUCAAAGGACGAGUGGAGAUGAGUGCGCAGAGCGAGAGUGGACCGGUCAAACUUGCAGUGGCGCGCAUGCCACGCAAUGCAAAGCUCGCCGUAGACGUGGGGACUAAAUCUGGUCCCUGCGAGCUCUUCCUCCCUCUUCACUUCUCCGGUCCCCUCACGAUCCACACCCGCACUGGCCCCGUGUCACUCGGCACCUCCCUCCGCAGCCGACUAAGGAUCCUUGAAGAGAGCAGCGACGUGCGCAAGUACUGGGUGGGCGACUGCUCGGAUCUAGCGGAAGACUGGCGGACCUUCGAGCGAGGAGAGUGGAUGGGAGAUGAGGCAGAGGUUAGGACUCUUAGUGGGCCGGCGAGGGUGCUGUACUGGGAGGGCAUUGGCAAGGUCGAGACGUUUGUCACUGGGCUCAUGAAGAAGCUAUUUGGGUGAACUCGUCUCUCUUUGGGCCUUGAUUCUUUUGAUCACUAUGUAUUUUGUUGUAUUUCGCUUUCAACUCUGAAUUUGAUUCAUAAAC
Molecule: messenger RNA, 1138 nt
Organism: Dacryopinax primogenitus
Lineage: Eukaryota; Fungi; Basidiomycota; Dacrymycetes; Dacrymycetales; Dacrymycetaceae
Exons: 2
Coding region: 118-1053 (311 amino acids)
Source: RefSeq, a predicted model, not a curated record